UCUUGAAAAGCUAGCUUUCAGAAAGAAUCUAAAGGAACACAACUACAUUUUUCAUACAGCUGGUGCAUCCUCAAUUGGAAGAAUGUCACCGUGUGACUUCAGGAGGCUUCGGUGCUUUUCUCUUCAGAAGCUUCCAAUCUUCAUUCUACUAGCUUUGUCAUCUGGCUUUCUCAUUAAAUACACAUUCUACAAUCCAUGCACCUUGAAAGACAUUCAGACUGACAGAGAGAGUGUCAAGAGUCAGAUCUGUAGGGAUGAACUCUAUGAACUUGUAAGUCUAAAACUACAGGAACACACUGAGCUAAAUUGUUCCAAGAUUGUUAAGGGAGACUCUGGAGCUAUACAAAAGGCAUUAGACGUUAAUACUGCUUUGAAAAAGAAGAAUGUAUAUUUGUCUGAACAAAUGUAUUUAAACCUGACUACAGAUUGCCAAAAAUUCAAACAAUUAAGAAAAUAUAUUACUAUUCCUAUGAGCAAGGAAGAAGAGGAUUUUCCCAUUGCAUAUUCAAUGGUCAUUCAUGAGAACAUUGAGAUGUUUGAGAGGCUAUUGAGAGCAAUUUAUUUUCCUCAGAACAUCUAUUGUAUCCAUGUGGAUGAAAAGUCUCCAGCAAAGUUCAAGGAGGCAGUGAGAGCUAUCACCUCAUGCUUUGAUAAUGUUUUUGUGGCAUCUAAACUGGAGAAAGUGGUCUAUGCUUCUUGGUCAAGAGUCCAGGCUGAUCUCAACUGCAUGGAGGAGCUACUUAAAAGUAGCAUUCAAUGGAAAUACCUUCUAAACACUUGUGGCUCAGACUUCCCACUUAAAACAAAUGCUGAAAUUGUGCGUGUUUUGACAACAUUAAAUGGAAGAAACACAAUGGAAUCUGAAAAGCCUUCACAAUACAAACAAACACGCUGGAAAUUUCACUAUGAAGUAGGUGAUCAAAUUUCUAAAACUGAGACUAUAAAAGUGCCACCACCGAUUACAAGCCCGAUGUUCACAGGAAAUGCUUACUUUGUGGUGUCCAGAGAUUUUGUGAAGUAUAUAUUUGAAGAACCAGAAGUUCAAAAGUUUAUAGAUUGGGCCAAAGACACUUACAGUCCAGAUGAACACCUUUGGGCUACUUUGAACAGAAUGCCUGUUGUUCCAGGUUCCACUCCAUUCAAUGGAAAGUAUGAACAAUCAGACAUGAAUGCAAUGGCUCGAAUGGUUAGGUGGUCAUACGAUGAGGGUGACAUAACCAAAGGGGCUGCUUAUCCUCUUUGUACUGGAACUCACAGAAGAGCAGUAUGUGUCAACGGUGUUGGAGAUCUCAGCUGGUUAAUUAAACAACAUCACCUGAUUGCCAACAAAUUUGACCCAAAGCUAGAUGAUACUGCUAUACAUUGCUUGGAGGAAUAUUUACGAUAUAAAACCGUAUACCAAAAAAAUUUAUAGUCAUCAGGUAUCCUUUUUUUUAUAUAUAUUUAGUGAGGCAUAGCACAAAUUUAUCUAUGUGCAACAUGAAAACACAUAGAUGUAUGCAGCAUAUAUUAUACUGGUGAAAUAAUUCACUUAUUAGAAAAAACAGUCAAGGAGCAAAGAGCACCUAGACUGAUGAGUUUCUUAUUUUUCAAAGUAUGAACUUUAACUUAUAUGUGCAGUCCAAAUCUGACCAUUAAACAAACAUUCUGAUUGUUUGCUAGGUGGAACAAGUAUAAGUAUAUUGGAAGUGUAAAACUGAUUCAGAUUGGUUGCUAAAUGUAAUGCACUUCGUAAUUUGUGCUUUAGAUUGUAUUAGUGACUAUGCUUAAUUGAUACAGACCCUAAUCUGUGGAAAUUGCUGUAUUUGCCUCUGACCUCACAACAUUUUUAAUGUUGUUGUUGAAAUACUGUAGAUUAUCUUAAUCUAAUUGUUAUGUCUGCUCUUUGAGGUGUAUGGAUUUUAAUUUUCAAUUUUUUCUAUAUAUUUUCUAUACAGA
Molecule: messenger RNA, 1938 nt
Organism: Rana temporaria (common frog)
Lineage: Eukaryota; Metazoa; Chordata; Amphibia; Anura; Ranidae
Product: beta-1,3-galactosyl-O-glycosyl-glycoprotein beta-1,6-N-acetylglucosaminyltransferase 3-like
Exons: 1
Coding region: 83-1414 (443 amino acids)
Cellular component (GO): membrane
Molecular function (GO): acetylglucosaminyltransferase activity
Source: RefSeq, a predicted model, not a curated record